CCCAUUAAAUGGACCCAAAGUGGUUCCACCCUGUUUGGUUCUGUUGGACCUGAUGCAGAUGAGGAUGAGGUUCUGCUGUGGGACCAGCUGUGAUGCAUUUAAGGAACCGCUGGUCCUGUGGGAAUUUACAGGCCCGUCUAAGAUUUCUAACAGCUUCAGCGUCUCAGAGAGUUUAGUUUGGGAUUAUGGAUCAUAGAUUAUGGGUGGAAUCCUUCCUAUUGAUGUUCUGGGUUUCAGACGGCUUUGGUGGAGAUGUUCUGAAGGAACUUUGUUCUGGUUCUGCAGGAGCUGUGUCUACUCUCUGCUGACCCGCGGGCGGCCGGUUCCUCUGAAGAUCAUCUGCUCCUCCAUCGUCUUCUGCUCUCUGAACGGCUUCCUGCAGGGACACCACCUGCUGCACUGCGCUCACCUGCAGCACACCUGGCUGACCAGCGCUCGCCUCUCUGCAGGCAUUCUGCUGUUUGCUGUCGGUCUGACCAUCAACAUCCACAGUGACCAUAUCCUGCGUAACCUGAGGAAACCUGGGGAGUACGUCUACAGGAUCCCCCACGGGGGGAUGUUUGAGUUAGUUUCUGGUGCUAACUUCUUUGGGGAGAUCACAGAGUGGUGCGGCUUCGCCCUCGCUGCUUGGUCCUUUCCAGCCUUCGCCUUUGCCUUCUUCACCAUCUGCUCCAUCGGGCCCAGAGCCUACCAUCACCACAGGGAUUAUAAGCGGAGGUUUGAGGACUACCCCCGCUCCAGGAAAGCCAUCAUUCCCUUCAUUCUUUAGGGAUGGAGACCCAACCCGUGAGAACUGGUACCUUCUGGAGGCUGUUGCAGUUCCUCCUCAGAGAACCAACACAUGCUCCAUAAAUCCAACCCCGAGCCUGAACUGGACCGGUACAGGCUGACGUUCCCUCCAUCCAGGAUUGGGUAUAGGUCAAGGGUCAGGACCAGGGCACCAACAUCCCCGCAGACCCCGCACAUCCUGGACUCAAUAUGUCCGGGCUUUCAUCAUCAGGUGGUGCCACAGAGACAGUUUGUCCCCACAGACUGUCUCUGUUGGACAGGUGAACUCCUUCCUGAGUCGUCUGCUGCUCUGCAGUGAAACUAAAUAAGCAGAUUUUAAAUGUUACAACCUGGUUCAUUUUCUUUAAUAUGGUCCUAUAUUCACAUGUAUGUACUUUUUAUUCUUUUAUUUCCUCUAAACUUUAUGUAUUUGUCUUAAUGUCGGUCCAUCAGAAUAAACAUUAAAGCUGACUCAGACUGUU
Poecilia latipinna (sailfin molly) is the source of this 1250-nucleotide messenger RNA. RefSeq names its product 3-oxo-5-alpha-steroid 4-dehydrogenase 2-like. Bases 200 to 769 code for a protein of 189 amino acids. The record is from RefSeq and is a predicted model, not a curated record. The transcript is spliced from 4 exons. Gene Ontology annotation, molecular function: 3-oxo-5-alpha-steroid 4-dehydrogenase activity. Gene Ontology annotation, biological process: steroid biosynthetic process. NCBI's taxonomy places the organism in Eukaryota, Metazoa, Chordata, Actinopteri, Cyprinodontiformes, Poeciliidae.